AUGGCACGUCUAGCUGUGGCUUGCGUGAAGGGCCGUUUUCAGAGGAGCCUUCUUGCGCGGCGGCGGCAGAGGCGGCAGCGGCGGAAAGCGGCAGCGGCAGAGGCCGCACGGCGGCAGAAGAGGCGGAGGCCGCAGCGGCAGAAGAGGCGCUUGGCGUCCUCGGUGGGAGCGGCUGCAGCGGAGGCGGCGGAGGAGGCUGAAAAGGCCGCGCGGUGGCGGCGGAAGGCCUCAGCGGCAGAAGAGGCAGCGGCGUCCCAGACGGGGGCGGCUGCCAGCGGAGGCCGUGGUGGCGGCGGCGGAGGAGGCUGCGCGGCGGCGGAAGAGCCGGAAACAGCGGAGGCUGCGGCGGCUGAGGAGGCGGCAGCAGCGGAGGCCGCGGCGGCAGAAGAGGCAGCUGCUGCAGAGGCCGCAGCGGCAGCAGAGGCGGCCGGAGCGAGGGCGGCAGCAACGGAAGGCCGCAGCAGCGGCAGCUCGGGAAGCCGCAGCGGCGGCAGUAACGGUAACGGCGGCCGAGUCGGGGGGGCGGGAGCAGCGGAGUCUCGCCAGCCUUCACGGCCUUGA
This is a messenger RNA of Notechis scutatus (mainland tiger snake), 561 nucleotides long. NCBI's taxonomy places the organism in Eukaryota, Metazoa, Chordata, Lepidosauria, Squamata, Elapidae. The record is from RefSeq and is a predicted model, not a curated record.